Messenger RNA from Hibiscus syriacus, 1759 nucleotides. Its product is annotated as serine hydroxymethyltransferase 4. Gene Ontology annotation, cellular component: cytoplasm. Gene Ontology annotation, biological process: L-serine catabolic process; tetrahydrofolate interconversion; folic acid metabolic process. The record is from RefSeq and is a predicted model, not a curated record. Gene Ontology annotation, molecular function: cobalt ion binding; zinc ion binding; glycine hydroxymethyltransferase activity. NCBI's taxonomy places the organism in Eukaryota, Viridiplantae, Streptophyta, Magnoliopsida, Malvales, Malvaceae. Bases 63 to 1478 code for a protein of 471 amino acids. The transcript has 4 exons.
ACCGAUCUUCCUCCCCUUAGCGCCAUAGCCACCAUCCUUUUUCAGUUCUCUCCCCAAAAGCAAUGGAUCCAGUUAGCACCUGGGGCAACUCUUCCCUCCAAUCCGUCGACCCUGAAAUCCACGAUCUCAUCGAGAAAGAGAAGCGCCGCCAAUGCCGCGGCAUCGAGCUCAUCGCUUCCGAGAACUUCACUUCCUUCGCCGUCAUCGAAGCCCUCGGAAGUGCCCUCACCAACAAAUACUCCGAGGGUAUGCCGGGGAACCGUUACUACGGAGGCAACGAAUACAUCGACGAGAUCGAGAAUCACUGCAUGUCUCGCGCUCUGGAGGCUUUUCACCUCGACCCAACCAAAUGGGGUGUCAACGUGCAGCCGUAUUCCGGUUCCCCGGCUAACUUCGCCGCGUACACGGCGGUCCUCCAGCCGCAUGAUCGGAUCAUGGGACUGGAUCUACCUUCCGGUGGUCAUUUGACUCAUGGGUAUUAUACCUCCGGUGGGAAGAAGAUUUCGGCUACUUCGAUUUACUUUGAGAGUUUGCCUUAUAAGGUGAACUCGAGCACCGGGUAUAUUGAUUACGAUAAGUUGGAAGAGAAGGCAAUGGAUUUCAGGCCCAAGCUUAUCAUCUGUGGUGGGAGUGCUUAUCCUAGGGACUGGGAUUAUGCUAAAUUCAGGGCUGUUGCUGAUAAAUGUGGAGCUCUCUUGCUGUGCGAUAUGGCUCACAUUAGCGGCCUUGUUGCUGCUCAGGAGGCUGCGAACCCGUUUGAGUUCUGUGACAUUGUCACCACCACCACCCACAAGAGCUUGAGGGGUCCUAGGGCCGGUAUGAUCUUCUACCGUAAAGGACCGAAACCCCCCAAAAAGGGCCAACCUGAAGGUGCGGUGUAUGAUUUCGAAGACAAGAUCAACUUUUCCGUCUUCCCUUCUCUUCAGGGAGGUCCUCACAAUCACCAGAUCGGUGCUUUGGCCGUUGCCUUGAAACAAGCCAUGUCACCCGGGUUCAAGGCUUAUGCAAAACAAGUUAAGGCCAAUGCAGUUGCCCUUGGAAAGUACCUGAUGAGCAAGGGGUACCAGCUUGUUACUGGAGGGACCGAGAACCACCUUGUUCUUUGGGAUCUCCGACCUCUUGGAUUGACUGGCAACAAGGUAGAGAAACUUUGUGACCUGUGCAACAUCACCGUCAACAAGAAUGCUGUAUUUGGUGACAGCAGUGCGUUGGCACCCGGUGGAGUACGAAUUGGUACACCUGCCAUGACCUCGAGAGGCUUGGUCGAGAAAGACUUUGAACAGAUUGGCGAGUUCCUCCACCGAGCGGUGACCAUCACCUUGGACAUACAAAAGCAGUAUGGAAAGCUCUUGAAGGACUUCAACAAAGGUUUGGAAAACAACAAGGAGAUCCAAGAGCUCAAGGCGGAUGUUGAAAAGUUUGCAUCCUCUUUCGACAUGCCGGGCUUCAAGAUGUCCGAGAUGAAGUUCAAGGAUUAGAUCUCAACUGCAUUUUUAUGCUUUAUUACCAUUAUUAUCAGCAUCUGGGUCUUAAGGAAGUUUGCCUCUGCUAAUUUCCAAUGAGUGGAAAAACAAGGGAAAUAUAUGAAGAGUAUCUUCCAUUUCUAUGUAUGGUUUUCAUUGUCUAGGGUUAGCGGUCCAUUCGGUAUGAUUUUUCAAGUUUUUGAUGCCCAUUUCUUGUAAGAGUUUGCAUAAAACUUAUGUACCAAUUUGCAUAUCGCUUUAAUUACCAAUAAACGAGAAAUUUGGGUUUAUAAUUA